GUCCGGUCCGUCUGAAUCCCUGUUUAGCCCUCCCAAGGCGAGACGGUGUCGCUUGUCGGGUGUGCACUAUUCUCGUCAGAAGACGCUUUGAUGAUGGCCAUGUGUUGAUAUUUUGUUUUUUUUUGCCCCUUUAUGUUUAAAUACACUCUUUGGAAAUCAAUUAUUUUAGAAACAUAUCCUCCGAGAUCUGUUACGGCAUUCGAGUCUGCAUGCUCAUCUGCUUCCAUGCUCCGCAGGUCGUUUUUCCCUGCCUCCUUUUUUUUAAUCGCGUGCCUUAUCAUUAUUCCUACUCCCAUAUGGACCGCCUUUAGCCUGCUUUCUGCACGUAUAUCAAUCUGAAAGCACACCGAGUGACUUUCUCUUCGCACUCCUACUUAUUGAGCCAAUAU
Messenger RNA from Aspergillus versicolor CBS 583.65, 389 nucleotides. RefSeq lists its product as uncharacterized. The coding region runs from base 133 to 339 and encodes 68 amino acids. NCBI's taxonomy places the organism in Eukaryota, Fungi, Ascomycota, Eurotiomycetes, Eurotiales, Aspergillaceae. The record is from RefSeq and is a predicted model, not a curated record. The transcript is spliced from 2 exons.